AUGAACACUUUCUGCCGUUUUAUCAUUGUAGGUAAAGUGAUACCGCUGUUGGAGAAUGCUGUGGCCAACGCCUCUAUUCUCACAAUCCUUGCCAUCACCAUAGAAAGAUUCAACGCCAUAUGCUUCCCUUUGAAGAGAACUCUCAAGUUCAAUGUCAGGGCGGUUGCCAAGGUGAUGGGAGUGAUCUGGGUUGUGGCCUAUCUGACGGCAAUGCCCUUUGUUUUGAUGACGUCAAUAGAAGACGCGAUCUUCUACGACGGGACGCCCUGUCAGGUGUGUCGUACGAAGGUCGAAGAACCGUGGCACUAUGGAUACCUUUUGUCCAUGCUUUCUAUUUUCUUUAUCGUACCUCUCUUCAUUCUCGUAUUGAUGUACGCCAAAAUCAUCCGGUGUCUUAUAUAUAAUUCGGCGUCAAUAUUAUCACGCAAAAACCCAAGCUUCAUAUAUAACAUGCGGACUCGUCACCAGGUGGUGCGCAUGUUAGUGGCUAUAGUGGUGCUGUUUUUUCUAUCAAUGUUUCCAAUAAGGGUGAUGACAUUGUGGAUUAUAUAUACUCCACCGAGUAAUGUGGAGGCCCUUGGCAUGGAGGGUUACUUCAACCUCCUAGCUUUCGUGCGUGCCAUGUUCUAUCUCAACAGUGCUGGUAACCCGGUCAUCUACAGCUUGACCUCUACAAAGUUCAAACUCGCCGUCCGAAGGGUUUGGGGUACGUACAGCCCCGUUAGUGGACAACGGCUCUACAAGAAGACGCAGCACAUAGAGGGGAGAGACAUGAUUCUCAAACGCUCUACAACAAACCAACUCGACACUAAUAGUAACAAUUCACGUAGAAUCUGUAUAGAAAUAUCCUUCCACUCGAUUUAG
Molecule: messenger RNA, 864 nt
Organism: Mizuhopecten yessoensis (Yesso scallop)
Lineage: Eukaryota; Metazoa; Mollusca; Bivalvia; Pectinida; Pectinidae
Product: growth hormone secretagogue receptor type 1-like
Exons: 1
Coding region: 1-864 (287 amino acids)
Biological process (GO): G protein-coupled receptor signaling pathway
Cellular component (GO): plasma membrane
Molecular function (GO): G protein-coupled receptor activity
Source: RefSeq, a predicted model, not a curated record